GGCUGCUCUUUGAGGCAGCAGAAGGCUCCAGCAGCUCCUCUGACAGACUGGGCGUUUGCUGGACAGGUGUCAACAGGUGGGAGUGAGUCUCAGUGAUCAGCUGGUGGACAGGUGUCAGCAGGUGGACAGGUGUCCCCCCCAGGAGGACAGGUGUCCCCCCCAGGCACAGUGAGUCUCAGUGAUCAGCUGGUGGACAGGUGUGUCCCCCCAGGUGGACACAGUGAGUCUCAGUUUACAGACAGAAGAUCAGUGACACUCUGACUCAGUGACACAAACUCAGAGAAACACAGAGAUCCUAUUGGCUGUUCAGAGAUCCUAUUGGCUGUUCAGAGAUCCUAUUGGCUGUAGACCAUUCAGCGGCUGCGCUCACACGCACACCUUCGUCCUCCGAGAGACCUGAUUCUGGUCCACGUUCAUAAUCUAGACCAUAUUCUGCUGAUUCAUAAUGUCUGACAGAAGUCUUUGAGCCCGUGUUGAUUGGAGGGAGACCUGGAUAUGAGGAGGACUCUGACUACACAUAUUCAUGUUGACCCCAAAGCAGUUACACACACACACACAUAGCCUACGUUUCCCCUAAAAAUCUUUAACAUUUCAUUUCAAAAUAGAAUACUUUUUUUCCUAAAUAUGUAGAAUUUUCUGAAAAAAAAAAAUCGACUUAUUUUUCAAAAUAUUUGUGUAUUUUUUUUCUUUCUUAAAUUAUUCCGAAGUAUUCCAACUUUUUUUGACCCCCGAAAAAGUUAGUUUAAAUACUUCUCCAUCCGUGGUGAGAAGACAGCUAUGAAAAGGUCUGAUUCCUCGGUACCAGAUCCCUCAGAUGGAGGUCCCUCAGAUGGAGGUCCCUCAGGUUAAGGUCCCUCAGAUGGAGGUCCCUCAGAAUAAGGUCCCUCAGAUAAAGGUCCCUCAGAUGGAGGUCCCUCAGAUGGAGGUCCCUCAGGUUAAGUUCCCUCAGAUGGAGGUCCCUCAGAAUAAGGUCCCUCAGAUAAAGGUCCCUCAGAUGGAGGUCCCUCAGAUUAAGAUCCCUCAGAUUAAGAUUCCUCAGAUUGAGGUCCCUCAGAUUGAGGUCCCUCAGAUGGAGGUCCCUCAGAUUGAGGUCCCUCAGAUUAAGAUUCCUCAGAUGGAGGUCCCUCAGAUUAAGAUCCCUCAGAUGGAGGUCCCUCAGAAUAAGGUCCCUCAGAUGGAGGUCCCUCAGAUGGAGGUCCCUCAGAUGGAGGUCCCUCAGAUAAAGAUCCCUCAGAUGGAGGUCCCUCAGAUGGAGAUCCCUCAGAUUAAGAUCCCUCAGAUUAAGAUCCCUCAGAUGGAGGUCCCUCAGAUUAAGGUCCCUCAGAUUAAGGUCCCUCAGAUUGAGAUUCCUCAGAUGGAGGUCCCUCAGAUUAAGGUCCCUCAGAUGGAGGUCCCUCAGAUGGAGGUCCCUCAGAUGGAGGUCCCUCAGAUUAAGGUCCCUCAGAUAGAGGUCCCGUUGUGGGUCUGUGUCUCCGUACUGUAACCGGGCCCUGGUCAUAUUUAGGGUCUCGUCGUAUGAAACGGAGAAUAUGGUGGUGAUGUCAUAGCGCGAGGAGCGUGGGUGUGCGUGUGCACGUGGUCGGAGAGACAGACAGAUGAGACGAGGUAAGACAGGCGUCCUCCUGCGGGACCUCAUGGCCGUAAGUAUCAGCUGCUGAGUGAUGUUUCACUUUCAUUUGGAUUCAUUUACUCCCUUUUAUUUUAGUUUCACCCUGUGGUGUGUGUGUGUGUGG
Perca flavescens (yellow perch) is the source of this 1733-nucleotide messenger RNA. RefSeq names its product periaxin-like. The record is from RefSeq and is a predicted model, not a curated record. The coding region runs from base 815 to 1483 and encodes 222 amino acids. The transcript is spliced from 2 exons. NCBI's taxonomy places the organism in Eukaryota, Metazoa, Chordata, Actinopteri, Perciformes, Percidae.